CGAUUGUCAAACGUCUCGGCUCCCACCGCCUCCCCUUCUCCCCUUCAGCUGCGGUCACUGCGGCCCCCCCCUUAUUCCACAUCAACUCCCACCGCCGACCGGCCCUCCCAUUAAUCCCACCCGGCUCCUUAUUAUUGUCUUGCAUCGUUUACUUGCCUUUGAGACGUUGAAUUGAUACUUCGUAGCAAUAUUUGGCCUCGAUACGGAAGUGACGUCGGCUUCGAAUGUGACGGUGGUCUACCUAUACCAAAAAAUCCCACUGUUCCUUCUCUAUUUACGCUCUACAAGCCCACUCGGCCCGCAUUAAGUGUCUCCACCUGCACUUGUCGGUUUUCCUAAAGCGGCUUCUAGCCACAACUACUCGUACGGUAGAGCUUCACAACGCCCCAAUUAUGGAGGCUCCUCCAGAUCCAACCACUGAAAACAGUACACGAUGGUACUGCAAGUUUGAUGGGUGUGAAAAGAAUUUUGCCCGGAAAGAGCACCUGAAUAGGCAUGAGCGUACACACAUCCCUGCUGAAUCGCUCUUCAUAUGUACAGUGUGCCAACAAAAGUUCAACCGAAGGUAAAUAACAUGUCUUGGAGAUAACCCUUACCCGCUCACUUGCCCCUCUCUUUACAAAACUCAGAAUGCUGACUAUUCAACAGCGAUAGUCUUCAACGGCACAUCCUCCGUCAUGGAGAUGAGUAUAAGCCAACCCCUUCAGGUCGAAGCAAGAGAGCAUGCAUCACGUGCCACAAAGGCAAGAUCAAAUGUGAUGGCAACCAGCCAUGUGCAAAAUGUGCUUCAAAGGGCAUUGAUUGCAAUUAUAAUAGGCAAAGCCCCGCGGGUGAGAAUACAAGGACCUCGGAAAACGAUAACUACAUGAAUGAUACUGUCGUCAUUCAGCAGCAUGAUGAACAAAUCUUCUAUCCCAAUCAUGUUGGGAUGAACAUGUACGAGACACCGAUGGAUCCAAUGGCCGGUACCGUGUUGCUCAAGGAGUCUCCCAUACACAAUCCAUUUUCGAAACUAAGUGUUGUAGACUGGAUGAAUAUAAAGAUUCAGAAGGACCCAAUUUUGAGCCCCGUCAAGAGCCAAAGGAGCGACGAUGUGGAUAUUCUUAGUCCUCCGUUUUGUCCUUCGGAUCUUGAGCAAAAAUACAUGAACGCUUACUACACAUCCUUCCAUCAUCGUUGGCCAAUCAUCCAUCGGCCGAGCCACGCGGAUGAAAAUGAAAGUGUGAUUUUGAACUGUGCAAUGAAGAUGAAUGGAGCAUGGCUAUUCGGAACAGCAGCGUCAAAGCUCUAUGCUCUGGCGAUGCAGGGCUAUUUGAUUCGGAUACUACCAUCCAUGCUGGUAGGUAACUCUUAUUUGCAAAGUAAACAUUACUAAUGUGAUAACUUGGCAGACCCAAAAAUCAUCCGUUGAUCGGUUUCAUGGAGGUUUGCCUAGUCAAUUAUGUCAAGCAGCGUUGUUGAGUGUGAUAUUUACCUUUCAUGCUGGCGUAUGUUAUGCUCCAAUUUCAGUGGCCUUGAAAAAUGCCGGUUAUUCUGAUAGCUGCUAAUCUCAUACCCGUAGGCUGAAAGAACGGUUUCCAAAGCAAUAUUUUUGUUCAACCUCUUGGUCACAGCGCUUCGAGAAGCGGGAUUCUUCAAGCCAGAAACAGUGAUGGAUGAUGACAGGCCAGGAUACUUUCUCCCAAUGCACGUAGUCAGAGUUGGUGUAAGAUCUCGGUGAGUACAUGCAUACAUUAAGCCUGACCAUCAUCACCUAACAGUAUCCAGACUUGCAACAUACAUAUUCAAGCUCGACUGCUACCUCAGUAUGCUUCGUGACCAGCCACUACUACUAACAUUAGAUGACCUUCACUUUGAACCACAGGGCUCGUUCGCGCUAUGGAAUGCCGAUGGCCUUCAUAUAUGGGAAAAUCGUCUACAAUUUGAGUCGCCGUCCAGGCCUUUCGCUUCGAUAUCAGAUAUGGUGAGGGAAUUGACCACGAAUCCCGAUAUCACCUCUUGUGGCAUCUUAAUCGAAGAUGUACAGCUUUGUAUGCAGGGUAUGUAUCACAAAAUUCGACAAUUAUACCAUGGUUCUGUCGAGCUACGAGCCUCCUUAGAGGUAUUACGCGAAACCUGGAGGAUCGAAUUGGACAGGCUCAAAAUGCGACUCGAUCAGAUGGUAGCACUAGGAUUCAAUAUCACCAGUGCAGACGAGGACCAGCAACCACUUCUUCGCUUCUAUCGUGGGUUCGAAGAUCAUUCUGAUCUAGAUUGGGCAAAUUCGAUCAUCCGCCGAGCAAAGACUCUGAUAUUUGACUCUCUAUUACUCUACCAUAUCCUCAGCAUCCACCUCGACUCCGAUCUCCACUCCAUUCGCCAAACAGCCAGAGACUUCAAUCCCACAACCAACGUCGAGCUCAAUGACAGACACAAAAACCUACAAGACAAACGAGCAAAAUCGACAACUUCUUGGGCGAAUUCUCCCGGGGCCCAAUCUGCCUUGAUACACGCCAAAGAGAUCCUAAUAUUACACAAAAGCCUAACCGAAGAUUCGGAAUUCGAUAAAACUGGUCUGGAUCCUAUUGCUUAUGGGGCGCUUUGCACCAGUAUUCUGGUCGUGUGGGGGUUCUCCAUGUUCAGCAUCAAUCGAUGCGAGAUUUGCUUUAACCAGCCCGAGCAGGUACAUAACCAUUUCGACAUUGAAGGGAUUCCGGUUUGUGCUUGUACAUCUAACAUAAUAGCGGACCGGUAUCGGUCGUAUCUUCCUGAACGGUGGGAAAUGCCACACACGUGUAUCUGA
Molecule: messenger RNA, 2782 nt
Organism: Hymenoscyphus albidus
Lineage: Eukaryota; Fungi; Ascomycota; Leotiomycetes; Helotiales; Helotiaceae
Source: the annotation of a GenBank genome assembly